Patiria miniata (bat star) is the source of this 2814-nucleotide messenger RNA. RefSeq names its product hyaluronidase-1-like. The coding region runs from base 70 to 1404 and encodes 444 amino acids. Gene Ontology annotation, biological process: hyaluronan catabolic process; carbohydrate metabolic process. The transcript has 4 exons. Gene Ontology annotation, molecular function: hyalurononglucosaminidase activity. Lineage: Eukaryota; Metazoa; Echinodermata; Asteroidea; Valvatida; Asterinidae. The record is from RefSeq and is a predicted model, not a curated record.
CAUGGAGGAAUGCUCCGACACUACUUGGUCGUUGGAGUACUAUAGGUGUCGGCCCUUGCCCUAUCCACAAUGAAGAUGAAGUGUCUUGCACAGUGGUUGCUGCUUGUCUUGGCAACAGGCAACAUUUGUGAGGUAACGCCUCUAACUCCCAGAGGCGGAAUGGCAGGUCUCCAGGGACUCUUCCCCAGAAAGGAGCCUGGCGCGAGCCCCCUUCCACCACCACUAGCCGACCGCGCAUUCACGGCUGUGUGGAACGUCAGAAACUCUGAUCGCUGCCUGACAAAGUUUGGUAUCGACCUGGACUUGGGCUCCAACGGCAUCCAGACGAACUCUCCAACAGGAAAUGACGUCAUGGUGUACUUCAACCACGAAGAUCUUGGAUCAUACCCAUACAUCGACCAUGGCCAGUUUGUCAAUGGAGGGCUCCCCCAGCUUGUCAACAUGACAACUCAUCUCGAGAAGGCAACAGUUGAUAUCCUGAAAACCAUCCCGGACGCGAACUACUCUGGCCUGGCUCUCAUCGACUGGGAGUUCUGGAAACCCGUGAGUAUAAGGAACAAAGUGUACCUUUCCGAGUCGGUGGCGCUGGUGCGCCGUCGUCACCCGUCGUGGGACCAGGGGACCGUCGAGGCAACGGCCAAGACAGAGUUCGAGGAGGCGGCAAGGUCCCUGUACGAAGGCACGGUGCUACUAGCCCAUCAGCUACGACCGAAGGCACUGUUUGGCUUCUAUCGCUUCCCGUACUGCGACAACCACGCAGACGCUCGGUACUGCAAUCAGGCGUCAGUGCUCUCCAACGAUCAAAUGUCUUGGCUGGUUGAUGCCUCACCAACCCUCUACCCGUCCAUUUACAUGCAGGAGGAGGACACUCGGACAGACACUGCUGUCUACAUCGACACCAUCCUUCAAGAAGCUCUGAGAGUCAGACAGAACUCCAAGGACCCCAUCAAGCCGAUGUUCAGUUAUAUCGCCCUCAACUACUCCCACACCGGUCUAAACCUCAACUUGGAGGAUAUGUACAACUCAAUCCUGCUGCCUGCUGAGCAAGGCCUGGCAGGUGUGGUCUUCUGGGGCGACAACAAUGACACCAGCAACCGAGCAGCCUGCCUGGGUCUUCAAAAAGACGUCAAAUUAGCCCUUGGCCCAUUGGUUCUGAAAACAACCCAAGCAGCAGCGCGGUGUUCUGCCUCUCUUUGCAGCGGACACGGCAGGUGUGUGGGGAAGAUUCUAGAAUGCAUCCCUCAUCAGAAGGACAUCUCAGGGGCGCCCUCUGGUGUUACUAAAGGCAGGAUCUUUAGCUUUGGUGCAAAGAAGUCUUCAAAAUGUCGGUGUCAGUGCUAUGAUGGAUGGGGCGGACCGAACUGCAGUAUCGUUGCUUACUCACCUGCAGUGCAAUUACUUUAGUAUAUUAAUAAAACAGGUGUUCCGUUAAAUUCCAACCUGUUUCCAAACGUGUAUGAGGAAUGCUAGUUUUCAAUAUGAUAUAAUACAAUUAUUGUUGUGUACGAGUAAUCUGUUACACGGUGUUUUUUUAAUGUAAACUUUUCAAACAGGUCUGCUCUGAUUUUACAAGGAGCUGUCAGUUCACCUUAACUUAACUAAAUUAACUUAGUUUUCUGUUUGCGAUUUGUAUUUAAAAGUGUCACAGUGUCAUUAAGACAGUAUUAACCACAAGCAUUAACCAUUAAAGUUGCUUUUUCAAAAUUUCAAUUUUCAUUUCCCAGCGAAAUGGAAAGGAAUAUUAUAGGCCUAUCUGUAACAGAUAAAUUUGCUUGUUUGCUUUUGCAGGCCUUUACACAGUUUUUAAAAAAUAUAUUUUAAUUGGCGCGCUCAAGUGCAGAAAAUGCGCACAACUAUUCAGAACGAAUUAGGAGCGUCUCGCUCCUAAUUCAAAAGUUGAAAUUAAGUGAUUGAUUACUGGUCAUGGGCCGCGAUUUUUGUUCGUGCGAUGUCUCAUUGGUAAGCUCAUAACUAAUGUAAUGCUAGAAAAGUAUCAAUUGAACUUGUAAGUCUAUUUUUCAACGGGUGCCACACCCAAAAAGCACGUGUACCCAACUUUAACAAUCACCUGUUUCGAUGUCCAUUUCCGGAUUCCACCACCUCUACAAGAUUGUUCUUGUAGUUUUGUCAGGUGGAUUAUGUCCAGUAAAAUUGGUUGGCAAUGCAACAAGAUGAUGGAUCGUCAAAGAUGGAAUCCACUGGAGAGCAGUCAACCGUUCCUCUCUUAAUUUGUGAAUUUUAGUUGCAAGGAUCCUGCAGCCUUCUGGCAUUGUCAUGAGCGCAUUCUCAUAAUUUUGAAACCAUUGAAAUUGCAGAGCAAUUUACAGUUGCAAUUCCCUAUCAAAAAUGUCAAAGAGAUUAGGUAGCUGAUAAAACAUAAUAAUAAUAAUAAUAGACCUUUAAAUAUUUGGAUUCGUGGUUAAUAACCUUUUCCACAACCCGCGAUAGCAAUGUCGAAGUAAAUAUAUACACUUUUUUGUAAAGAGACGGAUUUUUUUAUACAUGGGAAAAGGAAUUGUGUAAUGUAAAAGAAAGAUUGCCUUUAACAAUGAAUUGUAACAACAAUUUUAUUGACAAUGAAUUGUAAGAGGCUCUAUUCCUGAAUGAAUUUUGCAACCCUAACAAAAUUGAAAUAUACAGUGUGUGUCAAAAAAAUUGCAAACAAAAUAUACCGGGAUGCCAGACGUAGAAUGUAAGACCAACAUAGAUAAUAUAGGUAUGGUUUGAUAGAUACACAUUUCCACAUUAAAAUGAGACAUCAAAUGUCCAAAUCUGUUACUUUUUGACAGAGUUAUGAGUAAUUUUCCAAGAGAG